UUGUGUUGUUGUUUUAGUUAUGGACUCUGCCGUCCUCUCAUGCCUUCAAAAUUUCCAUAGUAUUGGCUUUGCAAUCUCUUCUAUUGCUUUUCAUCUUCAUCGUCAUCAUGAGGUCCAGGAGUCCCAGCCCCGGAGCAGUUGGGCAACCGAACCAGGUACAAGAAGCAUACAGUCGUGCAAGAAAGAACCCAUUUUUCGAUGGUCUGUUGAGAGCGGAAGAUGGAACGCCUAGUCCUCCAAUUGAUCUCCAAGCAAGCCUUGGCAGCCGGAACAUUUCUCGCACCAUGUCAGAUAUUGGUAACACUCACACAAGAAAUGCACAUGAUUCAUUGACAGAUAUUGGUAACAACCCAUUUCUUCAGCCCUUUGAACGGUCAAAAAUUGGCAAAACAGCUUCAUUUGCAUUCACGGAUGUUCAGUCACUUUUUAGCUUUGACCCAAAUGAGCCCAUUGAAGCAAAUGAGAAGCCACCUACUGUAAAUGGCCUAACAAGUCCCACAAGUGCAAAAUCAUUUAGGGUGAAUAGAAGGAAAGAAAACCUGUCUACAGUUUCACUUCCUCAGUCUGCAGCAUCAUUCUAUAAUGGGGACUCACCAGAAUUUGAAAUUGUUGCAUCAUGUCCAAGCAUUAACAAGCUUAAUUCAUUUCUCAAAGCCACAAAGGAUGAAGUUAAUGCUGGUGUCCCAGGAAGAUUCUUACAUGUUGUAAUGGCUCAAGAUGGCCCUGAUGUUGGAUCUAUUGCUUCAACAAUCACUUAUGCCUUCUACCUGAAUGAAGCACGUAAAAGUGACCAGAUUUGCACGGUGCCUGUCAUCAACAUGAAGAGGUUGGACAUACGUUCUCAAGCUGAACUCAAAUGGUUACUAGAUUCUUGUCAAAUUGAUCAGUCGUCCUUAAUUUUUGUAGAUGAGAUUGAUCUGUCCUAUUAUGAUCUAUUUGGGAGUCUUAAAGUAGUUCUAUUAAAUGGGAACAAGCUCCCAGCCAAGCAAGAGGCAUUGAAACAGGCAGUAGUUGAAAUUUUCAAUUGCAAAGAGGGCGAAUCUGUAUAUCCCUGGGUUAAGACCAUUACUAUAGCAGAGAAACAGGAUAGCUCAUGCUGUACACUUGUUGCUGAGAAGUUUGCACUGAUUUCACCUGAGAUUUUGGCUGGACAAGGAUUCAGUAGACUUUUGUUAGCUGCCAUCCUCUUAGAUUCCGCGAACUUGUGUAGUCCUCAGUGUUCACUCAAAGAUAAGUACAUGGCUACACUGUUAAUCCAUGGUUCUGGUCGCUUUGGAUGCAAUGGUCUUUACCAGUUACUGAGAUACAAAAUGUAUGAUGUGUCUGAUCUCAAGGUAGCUGAUAUAUUGCGCAAGGAUUUCAAAAAGUGGACAAGAGUUGGUAAGCCAGACAGCGCUGGUUCUAGAAUGAUGGCAUCACAAAUCGGGAUGAGUUCUAUUGGAGUGCCAAUUGCCCAACUUCUUGAUCAUGAGGACACCUCAGUGCGUGAAAUUAAAUAUUUCCAAUAUAUGGAGAAAAUUCGGCUUCUCAUGAUUGUUUCUGGUUAUUAUGAUUCGAAGAAGAACUUCAAGAGAGAGAUCCUGGUGUCUGCUGAAUCUGUGGAGCUCAUGAAGAAUCUGCUGUUUUUCUUCAAUGCGAGUGCUUCCCAACUGCCUCUCAAAGCGAUCCAUCAGCCAGGUCUCGGAGAGGAGAUGCAAGCAUUUGAGAUUGACAAGGUCACAUCCAGAAAGACCAUCGAGCGUCUCUUAGAAGAAUUUGGUGGGACUUCAAAAGGCUAAUGUGAAUUCCAGACCUCGACAAUUGUCCAGAGACAGUUGUUAUUGAUUAUGUAGGUAAAUCACAAGUGUUGAAGGAAAGAUUUCUGUAAGAUAUAACUUAAUCAUGGCUGCUCAAAGUGAAAGGUUUCUUUGAGGCAAUGGUCAAAUGAAUCUGCGACUGAAAAAUUGGAUGUUCUCAGUUUGCCAAAAAUGAUAUGCAGUGCGUGUAUAGAAAGUUCUAAUAGAUUGAAAUGGU
Messenger RNA from Prunus avium (sweet cherry), 2013 nucleotides. RefSeq lists its product as uncharacterized. Lineage: Eukaryota; Viridiplantae; Streptophyta; Magnoliopsida; Rosales; Rosaceae. Gene Ontology annotation, molecular function: exopolyphosphatase activity. Gene Ontology annotation, cellular component: cytoplasm. The record is from RefSeq and is a predicted model, not a curated record.